Molecule: messenger RNA, 2281 nt
Organism: Punica granatum (pomegranate)
Lineage: Eukaryota; Viridiplantae; Streptophyta; Magnoliopsida; Myrtales; Lythraceae
Source: RefSeq, a predicted model, not a curated record
UUCUCUCUGUCUCUCUCCAAUAGAUCUCAGAUUCUUCUUCUUCCUCGUCACUCCUCACUUCUCACGGAGGAAGAAGGAGCUGUCUGUCUGUCUGUGAGAUCAUCCCGCCACCCUCAUAAAAAGAUCCGACCUUUCACCCUCUCCCUGUAAUUCCUCCCAUUUCCAUUGCAGACCCAAUUCUCCACUUCCUUCAAUUCAAUAUCAUCACUGAGGAAAAUUUCUCCUGGACUGCAUUGCGGGGUCUCUAGGGUUUCCCCGCAAUCCGCCGGAGUCGGACGGACAUGGACCGAGACCCCUUGUCCUCCGACGAGGAGGACGACCGCCAAACUCUUAUUCACCAGAAUGACACCAAACCCAGCUCCACCCCUCCCCGCAGAUCCCAUUCCGCAUUCGACGUCGAAGACUUCCCCUCCCGGGUCCCCAUUCGCCGGUUCAAUAUCUCCCUCAAGCGACGGUACCUCAUGGCGAUUGUGCUCCCGCUCCUGAUCGUGGUCCUUUACCUCUUCACCGACAUCCGCAGCAUCUUCGCUUCGAAGUUCCCGACGUUAAAGCUCGGGUCUCUCGACAAUCGCAUGAGGGAGUCCGAGCUCCGGGCUCUGUAUUUGUUGAAGCAGCAGCAGCUGGGUCUUCUGGCAAUGUGGAAUCGGACGUUAGGUCCCUCGGCUAGUCAAAAUUCUAGCUUGAGUGGUGCGAAUUCGAGUGAAGCCAAACAGAAUGAUCGGUUCUUGGAGGAUUACAGGUCUGCUGUGCUCAGGCAGAUUUCUUUGAAUAAGGAAAUUCAGGAUGUUCUGUUAUUGCCGCAUCAAUCGGGGAAUUCGUCGCUGGAGAUAGGUGGCAGUGACUCGGGCGACCCGAGCUUCAGUGGGUUAGGUUUGGAUAGAUGUAAGAAGGUGGAUCAGAGGUUUUCGGAGAGAAAGACCAUUGAGUGGAAGCCGAAAUCGGAUAAGUUCUUGUUCGCGAUUUGUCUGUCAGGUCAAAUGUCGAACCACCUGAUCUGCCUUGAGAAGCACAUGUUCUUCGCGGCCCUGCUUAACAGGGUUCUGGUCAUUCCUAGCUCAAAAGUAGAUUACCAGUACAACAGGGUGUUGGACAUUGAUCAUAUAAACCAAUGCUUGGGAAGGAAGGUUGUUAUGACAUUCGAGGAUUUCUCAGACAUUAAGAAGAACCACUUACACAUCGAUCGGUUCAUCUGUUAUUUCUCGUUGCCGCAGCAUUGUUAUGUGGACGUUGACCAUGUUAAGAAGUUGAAGGGGUUGGGGAUCUCGAUGGGGAAGCUCGAGUCUCCUUGGGUUGAGGAUGUGAAGAAGCCCAAUAAGAGGACGAUUCAGGAUGUUCAGGCGAAGUUCUCGUCUAAUGAUGAUGUUAUCGCUAUCGGAGAUGUUUUCUUUGCUGAUGUGGAGCAAGAGCUGGUGAUGCAGCCCGGUGGCCCACUUGCUCACAAGUGCAAGACUUUAAUCGAACCCAGUCGGCUUAUAAUGCUCACUGCGCAGCGGUUCAUUCAGACGUUCUUGGGGAAGGAUUAUGCUGCUCUCCAUUUUCGGAGACAUGGGUUUUUGAAGUUCUGCAAUGUUAAAAGCCCAAGUUGUUUCUACCCAAUUCCUCAAGCUGCUGACUGCAUUAGCCGGCUGGUUGAGAAGGCUAAUACACCGGUCAUAUACCUUUCCACGGAUGCAGCAGAAAGUGAAACUGGUCUGCUUCAGUCACUGAUUGUGGCGAAUGGUAGGGUUGUGCCCCUGGUGAAGCGACCUGCUCGUAAUUCGGCUGAGAAAUGGGACGCUUUGUUGUAUAGGCAUGGCCUUGAUGGAGACUCCCAGGUGGAAGCUAUGCUAGACAAGACGAUCUGUGCCAUGUCUACCGUCUUCAUUGGAGCAUCAGGUUCGACGUUCACUGAGGAUAUACUUCGGCUACGGAAAGACUGGGGAUCAGCCUCUGUCUGCGACGGAUACCUCUGCCAAGGAGAAGAACCGAGCUUCAUAGCAGACAACGAGUGAAAAAUUCGGAAUCAGCUCAGCAGAAUUUUAAGAUCUGCUAUCACAGUUAGUCGCGCCGCUGUUCCUGACCAAAAUCUCAUUGCCUGCAGAUAGAUGAGCUAAAAACUUGGUACUCUGGUGUAUGAUAGUGUCAUUCAUAUUCUGUGCAUAAUUUUUUUUAUCCAUUUCAUUCUUUUCCUGUUUCCAGCCGGGAGACUGGUUCUACUCGAACUCUUCGAUGCGGCUUUCGGGUUCUCAUGAAGUUUUACCUAGAAACAGAUAUAAAAAAUAAACAGUAUUCCUUCUUAUUA